AUGGCCAAGGAAACAGUUCUUAUUACGGGCAUUACAGGGUAUAUCGGGUUCAAGGUCCUAUACAUUGCUCUCUCACAGGGUUACAGAGUUCGUGGCGUUGUACGCAAAGAAGAGCAAAUCUCCAAGAUUACAUCUCACCCUCUUAUGGAAGGCCUUACAAGCGGUGUUGAAUUUGUGGUCAUACCAGAGUUAGGGAAAUCUGGGGCUUUCGAUCCAGUCUUGGACGGCAUUUCAGCAAUCAUCCAUCUUGCCUCUCCACUCGCUAAAGAGACAGACGAUUACAGCCGAGAUAUCGUCCAGCCGCCUCUUGAUAUGGAGUCGUCACUGCUCGAGUCGGCUCUCAACGCACCUAGUGUACGUCGAGUAGUUAUUACUUCCUCGGCUGUCACCUUGAUUCCCCUAUCUUGGCUCGCCAGUAGCGACGUCGACACCGUCUUCACAUCUCGAGACCUAAAUACGGACACUGCACCUCCAUAUCACAAUGCCAUGGAGGCAUACUGGGCAUCCAAGGCCCUUGCCCGAAAGCACGUUCACGAGUUCCUGUCGCAGAAGAAACCCCACUUUGACAUUAUUCAAUUACUUCCUUCAGUUGUCAUAGGGCCGGAUGAUUGGGCGACGGAUCUGGAAUCAUUCUUCGUGGGAACUCGCGCCAUGAUUAUGCCAAUCGUCCAAGGUAAAGUCAUGGAAGCACCGCUUGUGGGAGUGCCUGUCUUUGUAGACGAUGUUGCACUCGCUCAUGUGGAUGCGAUCAAGCCAUCAGUGUCUGGGAACAAGGACUAUAUCCUGAGUUCUGAUACACCGGAUGGUAUUGAGUGGAAUUCCACCUUGGACGUUGCCCGAAAGCAUUUUCCACGAGAAGUCGAAAGUGGAUUGCUUCAAUGUACAGGAUCGCUGCCUACUAGAAGAUGGAAACUGGACGCAUCAGACAGCGAGAAAGCUUUUGGGUGGAAGUUUACUUCCUUCGAGAACACGAUGAGGAAACAGCUUCAACAGUACAUUACACUGGUCAAGGACUCUGAGGCUUCAAUUUGA
This is a messenger RNA of Trichoderma gamsii, 1032 nucleotides long. RefSeq lists its product as hypothetical. Bases 1 to 1032 code for a protein of 343 amino acids. The transcript is spliced from 3 exons. NCBI's taxonomy places the organism in Eukaryota, Fungi, Ascomycota, Sordariomycetes, Hypocreales, Hypocreaceae. The record is from RefSeq and is a predicted model, not a curated record. Gene Ontology annotation, molecular function: oxidoreductase activity, acting on the CH-OH group of donors, NAD or NADP as acceptor.